Messenger RNA from Coniophora puteana RWD-64-598 SS2, 1911 nucleotides. Its product is annotated as WD40 repeat-like protein. Bases 1 to 1911 code for a protein of 636 amino acids. The record is from RefSeq and is a predicted model, not a curated record. NCBI's taxonomy places the organism in Eukaryota, Fungi, Basidiomycota, Agaricomycetes, Boletales, Coniophoraceae. Gene Ontology annotation, cellular component: cortical actin cytoskeleton. The transcript is spliced from 14 exons. Gene Ontology annotation, biological process: actin filament depolymerization; positive regulation of actin filament depolymerization. Gene Ontology annotation, molecular function: actin filament binding.
AUGGCAAACAGAGGACCACCGAAGUACAGGAACGUCGCGCUGUUCCCUGCGAACCCUUCGACCACGCAGGCCGUGUCCACGAAGCUGAGCGCUCACAAGGAUCAGGUUAUCUACGCGAGUAAGAGCUAUAUCAUCAUCCGCGAUCUUGUGAACCCAGCUUCAUCGAAGACCUUCGCGGGACAUGGCACCAAGAACACGACCGUUGCGCGUUUCUCGCCAUCAGGGUACUACUGUGCGUCUGCGGACGAGACCGGCACUGUCAAAGUAUGGGACACCGUCGGUGAGGAUCAGAGUGUCAAGGGGGACUUCAAAGUUCUCGGUGGGCCGAUUAAAGAUCUCGCUUGGGAUGGCGAAAGCAAGCGCCUCAUCGCCGUUGGAGACGGGAGGGGCAAAUUCGCACAUGCGUUCACUUCCGACACUGGCAACACUUCGGGGGAGAUCGGUGGACAUUCCAAGGCCAUCAAUGCGGUCGCCAUCCGAAACACCCGACCUUACCGAGCAGUGACAGCCUCGGACGACGGCCAACUCGUCUUCCAUGCAGGUCCGCCUUUCAAAUUCGAGAAGGUGAUCAAGACUCACACCAAGUUUGUGCAAGAUGUGCAGUACGCACCAUCUGGAGACUACUUCGCGAGCGUCGGUUCGGACAGGAAGAUCUUCCUGUACGACGGCAAGACGGCUGAUACGAUCGCGGAGUUCACGGAGGGAGGACAUAAUGGUAGCAUUAUGGCGUGCGCUUGGAGCCCAGACAGCAAGUCGUUCAUGACUGCCUCACUGGAUACCACGGUUAAGCUCUGGGACAUUGAAUCACACAAACCCCUCUCCACAUGGACGCUCGGCAGCGGCCCUGCAGACCACGCCAACCAGCAGCUCGGCGCCGUCUUUGCUGGCACAUCUUCCACGUCGCUGAUCUCCAUCUCCAAGUCAGGCGACCUUAACGUGUUCGACCCCCGCGUGGGCGACGCACCCGCACGGAUCCUCCGCGCGCCGCAGAAGGCAAUCAAGGUCGCGAGCCCGUUCGCGGAGGACGGGAGCACGUUUUUGGCUGGAGACGCCGAUGGACGGGUGUUCAGCUACGAUGUCUCGAGUGGGGAUAGCGGUCUCAUCGGCGGACAGGGGCACACGGGAGUUGUGGGCGGGAUGACAUUGGCGCCUGGUUCCACUGGUAGUGGAGGGAGCGCAAAGGUGUUCUCGGUCGGGAAUGAUAGUACGCUGAGGGAGAUUGAGUAUGAGGGCAAGGAGGCGAAACCUGCAUCAUGUGGGACAAAUGGUCAACCUAUAUCUGUGGCCGUAACCAAGGACCGCACCGUGUUCUUCGCCGACGCUCAAUCAGUCCGCGCAAUCAGGGACAACCAGAUCCUUAGUUGGGAAGAAAAGAUACAACCCAGCGCCAUCGCUGCUGCUUCUGAAGGUGAUGUUGUUGCGGUCGCCUCCGCUAAAGAGAACGGGACCGUGUACAUCUACAAGUGGACUGACAAGCUGAACAAGAUCGCGGAGCAGAAAGGUCACGCCAACCCUAUCACUUCUAUUGCAUUGUCGUCCGAUGGAUCGCUGCUGGCCUGGGGAGACUCAGAAGGGAAGAUCGUGCUUGUUGACCUUACGAAGCCCGAUUCCCCUGAGGUACGUGCAAAACGCCCUUUUCAUACUUGCCGACGCGUCCAAUCCCUCGCAUUCCUUUCCAGCGGCAAGGGCGAGUUCCCCGUGUACAUCGCUGCCGGUGGGAACGACACGAACGUGCGCGUGUGGAAGAUCGCGGAUGCACAAUCCGUUUCUCUCGCCGUCGACAUUGUGAACGCGGUCCCGACCAGCGCUGGCGCGGUGUGGUGGCUCGGGCAUGCGGAGGGUGGCAAGGCUAAGCUUGCGGCAGGUGGUGAUGACGGGUGUGUGAGGGUUUGGGAGGUCACGUUGGCCUAG